Molecule: messenger RNA, 2613 nt
Organism: Rotaria sp. Silwood1
Lineage: Eukaryota; Metazoa; Rotifera; Eurotatoria; Philodinida; Philodinidae
Source: the annotation of a GenBank genome assembly
AUGGCUGAAAGUUGUGUUUCAUCAGAUCAGUCUCAAAAUAUACCUUUGCAAGAAGCAUAUUCGAAUAAUAAUCAUAACGAUAAUAAUAAUAAUAGAAAGCAAAAACGUCGACCAGUACAAACAAGCUCACAAGACGUUCGUUAUAAUCAUCGUUCAUAUCUACAACAACAACAACAACAACAACAAUGGUAUCCACGUCACAUGUAUUAUGAUGAAUAUUAUUAUGGACCGCCACCUUCACGCGGAGGACAUUACAGUCAUAAUCAUCAACAACAACAACGACGAGCACAAUUUCGUCAUGGGUCAUCAUCUGUGCAAGCAAAUCAACAAGUAACUAAUCGUCCAAAUAGUAAUUCAUCAGUACGAUCCACAAGUGAAGCUGAAAAUCUUCGUUCAACAUUAACUGAACAAUUAUUUGAAAAUAUUUAUGAAUGUAUGAUUUGUAUUAUCAAAAUUGAACGAGAUCAAGAAAUAUGGUCAUGUGAUAUAUGUUAUAAAAUGUUUCAUUUAAAUUGUAUUAAAAAAUGGGCUAGUUCAGAAGAAAGUGGUACAGAUAAAAAUUGGCGUUGUCCAGGUUGUCAAUAUUCUUAUUCAACAAAUCCAGUUUAUAGAUGUUUUUGUCAUAAACGUAUUAAUCCAGCAUUUCAACCUGGUGAAAUUCCUCAUUCAUGUGGUGAAAGAUGUGAUAAACGUUUGAAUACGAAAGCUAAUGAUUGUCAUCAUCAUUGUUCAGAACUUUGUCAUCCUGGUCCUUGUCCAACAUGUACAAUAAUGAUAAAACGUUCUUGUUUAUGUGGACGUGAAUCUCGUACUGUUAUGUGUAGCUCAAGUUCCAUAAUUAAAUGUGAAAACAAAUGUGGUAAACUUAAAUCAUGUCAACAUCAUACUUGUGAUUUGAUUUGUCAUCCACGAGAAUGUGCAGAAUGUGAUCAAUUAAUAAAACAAAUAUGUUAUUCACAUGGAACUGAAAGAGAAGUUUUAUGUAGUAUUGAAACUGGUAAUACAAAAACCUAUACAUGUGGUGAACCAUGUGGAAAAUUACUUUCAUGUGGUCAUCAUAAAUGCACAAAAACAUGUCAUACUGGACCAUGUCCAGAUUGUUUAUUAUUACCAGAAAAUUGUAAAACAUGUGCUUGUGGAAAAACAAAUAUGGAUAAUCAACAACGAACAUCAUGUCUUGAUUCUUUACCAACUUGUGAAAAAAUAUGUGAAAAAAUUUUAUCAUGUGGUCCUAUUGAUGAUCAUCAUCGAUGUUCAGCUCAAUGUCAUAAUGGUCCAUGCCCACCAUGCAAUAAACAAUCUAUUCUACAAUGUCGUUGUAGACAAUCAAGUAAAUCAGCAUCAUGCACAGAAGUAAUACAAUAUGAUCCAAUAAAAAAUCCUUAUUGUUGUGAACGACGAUGUAAUAAAAAAAAAAUAUGUGGAAAACAUCGAUGUAAUGAAUUAUGUUGUGAUCGUGAUAUACAUGUUUGUGAAAUAAUCUGUGGUAAAACACUUAAUUGUGGUAUACAUAAAUGUGAAGAAUUAUGCCAUAAAAAUUUUUGUCGUAAAUGUCCAAUUAAUAGUUAUGAUGAAUUAACAUGUCGUUGUGGUCAAACUGUUCUUCAACCACCUAUUGAAUGUGGUACUAAACCUCCAAUGUGUAAUUAUAAAUGUAAUCGAACACAUGCAUGUGAUCAUCCUGUUUAUCAUAGUUGUCAUAAUGAGGAUGAAUGUCCACCUUGUACACAUCUUGUUUCAAAAAUGUGUGUUGGUGAACAUGUAUUACGUAAUAAUGUUCCUUGUUAUUUAAAAGAAGUCUUAUGUGGACAACCAUGUGGUCAACUACUUUCAUGUGGUAUUCAUACAUGUCAACGUUCAUGUCAUUUAGGUCCAUGUCAAUCAAAUGAUCAAAAAUGUACACAACGAUGUACUAUAAAACGACGUGAAUGUGGUCAUCCAUGUAAUGUUUUAUGUCACGGACAUGAACCAUGUCCAAUAACAACAUGUCGAGAAGUAAUUAAACUUCAUUGUCCAUGUGGUCGUUUAGUAAAAGAUGUUGUUUGUAAUGUAAAACCAAGUGAAUCUAGUGGAGUAAAAGAUGAUAUUGAUUUAACUCAAUCACUUGUUCAAGCAUUAUCAGUUCGAACAAUUGAUUUAUCAUUUGCACGUAAACAACAACAGCAACAACAACAACAACAACAAUUAGAAUGUGAUGAUGAAUGUCGUAUAAUACAACGAAAUAAAAAUUUAGCUCAAGCUUUAUCAAUUAAUCUUGAAGAACCAAGAUCAUCACCAAUUGUUUAUACGGAUUUUUUACGUGAUUAUGCAAAAAAACACUUAGAAUUUGUUCAAACAAUUGAAAAACAAUUUUCACAACUUGUUGAAGAAACUCAACGUCAUCGUGUUUCAAAACGAUGUUAUUCAUUUAAACCAAUGAAAAUUAAUGAACGUCAUGUAAUUCAUGAAUUAGGUUCGUUUUAUGGUCUUGAAACACAAGCUAUGGAUCCAGAACCAAAUCGUAAUGUUGUCGCUUAUGCAUCUUAUGGCAUGUGUAAAAUCCCAUCGGUUACAUUAAGUGAAACGAUUCGACGAGAAAAACUCAAAGUACCACCUCCAGCACCAUUGACAUAA